GCCAAUCGACUGCGACUGGAGGCUCUGAGCCCAGCCUCAACGGGCGGGGCCCCUGAGGCCCCGGGGUGGAGCUUGCAGAACGACCCCGCCCACCCGGUUCCGCAGAGGCAGCCUUCGGCGGCAGCCCUCGCAGACUACAAGUCCCAGGAGCACGCGCGGCAGCAGCGUCGGCAUCGGCUGCGCCAACGACAAGGGCGGUGGGAGCGUCGGGGGCGUGUCCUGCCCGCUGAUUGGUUGGGAACGGGCGCCGCCGCAGGGCCCGCGGAAAACGCGCCCGGGAACCUGCUCCUGCGGCCCUUGUUCCUGCAGCUGGUGGCGGCGGCGGAGGUGCCAUGGAUCUCAGCGAGCUGGAGAGAGACAAUACAGGCCGGUGUCGCCUGAGCUCCCCUGUGCCCGCGGUGUGCCGCAAGAAGCCUUGCGUCCUGGGCGUCGAUGAAGCGGGCCGGGGCCCAGUGCUGGGACCAAUGGUCUACGCCAUCUGUUACUGCCCCCUGUCCCGCCUAGCAGAUCUGGAGGCCUUGAAAGUGGCAGACUCAAAGACCCUGUCGGAGAGCGAGCGGGACAGGCUCUUUGCGAAAAUGGAGGAGGACGGGGACUUUGUGGGCUGGGCACUGGACGUGCUGUCUCCAAACCUCAUCUCUACCAGCAUGCUUGGGCGGGUCAAAUACAACCUGAACUCCCUGUCUCAUGAUACAGCCACUGGACUGAUACAGUAUGCAUUGGACCAAGGCGUGAAAAUCUCCCAGGUGUUUGUGGACACCGUGGGGAUGCCAGAAACAUACCAGGAGCGGCUGCAGCUGCGCUUUCCUGGAAUCAAGGUGACAGUCAAGGCCAAGGCAGACGCCCUCUACCCCGUGGUCAGUGCCGCCAGCAUCUGUGCGAAGGUGGCCCGAGACCAGGCCGUGAGGAACUGGCAGUUCGUGGAAACACUGCAGGACUUCGAUGCGGAUUAUGGCUCAGGCUACCCCAACGAUCCCAAGACGAAAUCAUGGUUGAGGAAACACGUGGAACCUGUCUUCGGCUUCCCGCAGUUUGUCCGGUUCAGUUGGCGCACGGCCCAGGCCAUCCUGGAGAAGGAGGCAGAAGAUGUUACGUGGGAGGACUCCUCAGCAGGGGAUCAGGAGGGCACUGGGAGGAUCACCUCCUACUUCCUCAGCGAAGGCCCCCGAACCCGCCCCCGUGCCCCCCACCGAUACUUCCUGGAGCGUGGCCUGGAGCCAGCCACCACCCUCUAGGAGCCAGCCUGUACUCCCUCUACCUGCCUCCCCUGCAGGUGAUUAAAGGUGUUUAAGGAGAGCCAAAAGUAGAGGCUGUGCUUCGGGGCAGAGGUGGGGUGGGAGCGAGCUUUGCACCUGGACCCAGCUACUGCCUUGUGGAACCUAAACAGAGUGGGCAUUGGUU
This is a messenger RNA of Propithecus coquereli (Coquerel's sifaka), 1401 nucleotides long. RefSeq names its product ribonuclease H2, subunit A (gene RNASEH2A). The record is from RefSeq and is a predicted model, not a curated record. Gene Ontology annotation, biological process: DNA replication, removal of RNA primer; mismatch repair. The transcript has 9 exons. Lineage: Eukaryota; Metazoa; Chordata; Mammalia; Primates; Indriidae. The coding region runs from base 333 to 1235 and encodes 300 amino acids. Gene Ontology annotation, cellular component: ribonuclease H2 complex. Gene Ontology annotation, molecular function: RNA binding; RNA-DNA hybrid ribonuclease activity.